Bemisia tabaci is the source of this 3336-nucleotide messenger RNA. RefSeq names its product pyruvate dehydrogenase phosphatase regulatory subunit, mitochondrial. Gene Ontology annotation, molecular function: protein binding. Gene Ontology annotation, cellular component: mitochondrion. NCBI's taxonomy places the organism in Eukaryota, Metazoa, Arthropoda, Insecta, Hemiptera, Aleyrodidae. The record is from RefSeq and is a predicted model, not a curated record.
AGAACGGCCGAAUGUAUGUAAACAAUGCAUGUUCUCUCCUGACACGACCUCCACUAAAGUUAUAUUAUUUCACUAUUUUAUUGUGGAGGAAAUUAAAAUUUUUCAGUCAAAUCAAAUUAUGCAAGUGAAAUUGGCAUGCAUGCUUGUGUAGUUUUUUCACUAGUUUCAUCGUGUCAUCGUCUGUUUACAAGUAGCACAUAAGUAUCUUAUGCGAUAUUCUUGCCCAAGUGUUAUAAUAUUUUAUUCUUGCCUUCUUUUUCACCCUCUCUGUUUAGUUUUUUCUGAUUGAUGAUUGGACAUUCAAUAUCAAAAUGUCCAAGUCGACCGAAACGUCAUAUUUUGCAGCAACUAUGUCUUGCCACAAGAUCCGUGAAGGAAGGGUGCUCCAAGCCUCCGACAGUAGGUUUACCAACAACAUCUUCGUUAUCAAGUAAAUUUGGAUCUCUGGCCUCUGAUCAUGUGCGUCAGAGUAGCUCUGUUUUACCUACUCAAGCUCAAGUCGUGAUCUGCGGAUCAGGCGUCGUUGCUAACUCAGUCGCUUAUCACCUUGUGCAGCAUGGAUGGACAGAUGUUUUGGUCAUCGACCAAGGAAGUAUCUGUGGAGGAACUUCAAAUUUUGGAUCCGGCACCCUAGGUCUAUUCAAACCAAUUGAUGAAAGACACAUUAUUUCCAACAGUAUUAAACUAUACCGACAACUUCAGGAAAUGGGACAUGAUAUAGGUCUUAAACAAGUUGGCAGUGUGAAUUUAGCCCAAACGAAAGAUCGAAUAAUCAUGUUGAAAAGACGAAUAGCCUACAAUCUGCCGACAGGUCUUCAUUGUGAGAUUAUUGGACCUAAUGAGCUACAGAAACUUCAUCCUCAUAUAUGUACGGAUAAUAUAUUGGGAGGCGUCUGGGUGCCAGAGGAUGCUGUUGUUGAUACCCUGUCUGUCUGCCGUGUUCUUGCAAAACUUGCUAAACAAGGAGGCGCAUCAUAUGUUGAGAAUUGCAUUGUUGAAAAAAUAUCUACUGAGAACAACUGUAUCAAGAGUGUCACCACCAACAGAGGAGAUGUAGACUGUGAAUACUUCGUUAAUUGUGCUGGAAUGUGGGCACGAGAACUAGGACUGAAAUCCGAGCCAAAGGUCAGGAUUCCCGUCUAUCCUGCUGAACAUUACUACGCAAAAACCACUCCAAUCUCUGGUAUCUCGGACAACUUACCUUACAUUCGAGACUUUGACUCUCACAUUUACAUGCGAGAAUACAAUGGUGGAUUCCUAGUCGGAGGUUUCGAGCCACAAGCAAAGCCUGCAUUUUUGGGUCAUAAAGGAGUUCCCGGUGAUUGGAAGAAACAGCUGCCUGCUGACUGGGAUCACUUCAAACCUCUGUGGCAAAAUGCAAUCCAAAGACUGCCAAUAUUAAAAGACGUUCCAGAACCAAGUUUAAUGAACUAUCCGGAUACUUUUACGCCAAAUGGAAAAUGGAUUUUAGGAGAAACACCGGAGGUAGAUAACUAUUUUGUUGCUGUUGGAAUGAACGGAAACUCUCUGCAAGGAGCCGGAGGAAUUGGAAAAGCGUUAGCUGAAUGGAUUGUAGAAGGAGAGCCAACUCAAGAAUUGCUGAAAUUUGAUGUGCAGAGGUUUCUUGAUCUUCAUAACAAUAGGAAUUAUCUUCAACAGAGGAUUCAAGAGGUUGUUGGAAGACACUACUCUAUCAUGUACCCCAGUCAAUCGGAAUUUCAGCUCGCUCGAAAACUUCGUUGCUCACCUCUAUACAGUGUUCUAGAGAAGAGAGGAGCUGUGUUUGGAAUGCGUAUGGGAUAUGAGCGACCUCUGUAUUUUGAUUCUUCCUACCAACCUGGCCAGCCUUUACCCACAAUGCCGCCAGGCACUUUCUUCAAGCCAAAGUUCUUCGAUUAUCUUCUGGAAGAGUAUUAUGCCUGUCGUGAAGGUGUGGGUGUGAUCGAUAUGUCAUCUUUUUCCAAGAUUAAAAUCAAGAUGCAAAAGCCCCCAAUUGACUCCGGGGACCUACCAUGGGAAAAUUUAGCUCAAACUCCGAGGAAUGUUGUAGACUGGUUGCAAAGGCUGUGUUCUAAUGAUGUGAAUAUUCCAGUUGGAGGUAUUGUGCACACCGGUAUGCAAAAUGAAAGAGGUGGUUACGAGAAUGAUUGUAUUCUUGUUCGAGAAGCAGAAAAUAGCUUCUUUAUGGUGUCUCCAACAAGUCAACAAACUCGUGUCUUUGAGUGGCUCAGAAGACAUCUUCCAACUGAUCACUCUGUGAGUCUAAAUGAUGUCACCUCUAUGUACACCGUCAUUAAUGUCGUUGGUCCAAAAGCUCGCCAGCUUCUUUCAGAACUUUCCAAUGUUGACAUCGAUUUACAACCAUUUACUUAUAAGAAAGUGAACGUUGGCUAUGCCUCAGAUGUUAUGAUGAUGUCUUUUACUCACACAGGAGAGCCUGGAUUUUGUUUAUACAUUCCCUCUGAAUACGCGCUACAUGUUUAUCAGCAGCUUGCGGCUGUGGGUGUAGAUUAUGGUCUACGGGAUGUUGGCACAAUCACUCAGCGAUGGAUGCGGAUAGAAAAGUUCAUUCCACUUUGGGGUGAAGAUUUAAACAGUUUUACAACUCCCUUUGAAUGUGGGAGUGGAUAUCGAGUGAAGCUAGAUAAUGAUUAUUUCAUGGGAAAAUUUGCUUUGCAAAAGCAAAAAGAGCAAGGAGUGAAGAAGAGACUCGUCCUUUUCCAGUUAGAAGGUAUCGAUCCAGAUAAAGAUGUGUGGGCCUGGGGCAGUGAGCCAAUUUAUCGAGACUCGGAAUUCGUGGGUAUCGUAACAUCAGCAGGGUUUGGAUUCACCCUCGGAAAACUAGUUUGCAUGGGAUACAUAAGACGUCCAGGACAAAGUCGACGUCACGAGCGGUUGGAUGGGCAUCACAACGAUCAAAUCGUCACCAACCAGUUCAUCAUGUCAACCUCCGCGCGGUAUGAAAUCGACAUAGCUGGGCAGCGCGUCUUGGCCAAACCGCAAAUUUACGCACCAAAAGCGACAUCAAUAAAUCCAUCUUCUGCAGGGCUCGAAACUCCUUACGUACCAAAAGUGGUUAUCUCCCACUCUAAUAAUCCAUGAUGCUCUCUGUUUUAAUAUGUUGAUUUUUAAAGAAUCUGUUUUUAAUUUUACGUGACCGGUGCGAUCGAUUAGAAAUUUUUGUUACUCUGUUAAGUUUCAAUAUUUUGACCAAGAAUGCAAAGCAUUGGCUUACAGAUUGGCAGUACAAGGUACUGCAAGUUUUUUUUUUUUUUAGCCUCUGUUGAAAAUUCAAGACAUCUUAUUGAAAAUAAAUUGUUUUUAUGAAAUUUUCAA